Molecule: messenger RNA, 1999 nt
Organism: Nannospalax galili (Upper Galilee mountains blind mole rat)
Lineage: Eukaryota; Metazoa; Chordata; Mammalia; Rodentia; Spalacidae
Gene: Plekhf2
Product: pleckstrin homology and FYVE domain containing 2
Exons: 2
Coding region: 331-1080 (249 amino acids)
Molecular function (GO): metal ion binding; phosphatidylinositol binding
Source: RefSeq, a predicted model, not a curated record
AACCGGGAAGAAAGGGCAGGGCGGGUGUGCUCGCGCCCGCACACUCGCGCCAGGAGCCUGGACGGGAACGCGCCGGUGCGCGCGCAGGCGGGAAGCCAGCCCCUGUGGCUGUUGUCGGGUUCGACUAGAGGGGCGGGGGAGUCACCUGCGAGCGGCUGCGCCUGUCGCCCUCCCUCGCGCGGCGUCCGGAUCGCGCCAGCGGCGCCGGGCCGCACACACCCAGCCAGGCUGGGGCGGGGGAGCAGGCAGAGUCCGCGGCCGGAGUUGGCUACCAGGAGGAUCCGCACCCUCGGCGCCGCCGCCUGCGCCCGCCCGGGCUAUUAGCAAAAAAUGGUGGAUCGCUUGGCAAACAGUGAAGCAAACACUAGACGCAUAAGCAUAGUGGAAAACUGUUUUGGAGCAGCUGGUCAACCCUUAACUAUCCCUGGACGGGUGCUCAUUGGAGAAGGAGUGCUAACUAAGUUAUGCCGGAAGAAGCCUAAAGCAAGGCAGUUUUUCUUGUUUAAUGAUAUUCUUGUAUAUGGCAAUAUUGUCAUCCAGAAGAAGAAAUACAACAAACAACAUAUUAUUCCCUUGGAAAACGUCACCAUUGACUCCAUCAAAGAUGAAGGAGAAUUAAGGAAUGGAUGGCUAAUUAAGACACCAACCAAAUCAUUUGCAGUUUAUGCUGCCACUGCCACCGAGAAGUCAGAAUGGAUGAAUCACAUCAAUAAGUGCGUUACUGAUUUACUCUCCAAAAGUGGGAAGACACCCAGUAAUGAACAUGCUGCUGUCUGGGUUCCUGACUCUGAGGCAACUGUGUGUAUGCGCUGCCAGAAAGCGAAAUUUACGCCUGUUAAUCGUCGUCACCAUUGCCGCAAAUGUGGUUUUGUUGUGUGUGGUCCCUGCUCUGAAAAGAGAUUUCUCCUUCCCAGCCAGUCUUCUAAGCCUGUGCGGAUUUGUGACUUCUGCUACGAGCUGCUGUCUGCUGGGGACAUGGCCACGUGUCAGCCUGCUAGAUCGGACUCCUACAGCCAGUCACUGAAGUCUCCUCUAAAUGAUGUGUCUGAUGAUGAUGACGAUGAUGACAGCAGUGACUAAGGACACGGCUGGAAAUAUUUAAUUGGGUGUGGCUAUCUGGAAAAUCAGCUGUGGGGGACAUAUAAAAUUCUUAGGUCUCUCAAUCUUGCUCUAGCCUUGAAUUUGCCUGAGAAACUUUUAACCUAUGUGCCUCUCUACUCUCUAGAAAGUGGACCCCUUUACCUUCUGCUUCCCCCUGCACUCUUCAGGGACAAACUUGGAAUUAUAGCACAGAAAGUUUUGGUUUCUUAUUCUCUUUUAUUUCUAGAUUAUUUUUUUUUCAGUUGGAGAAGAUGUUUAUUUAACAGAACUUGUACUACAUUUUUUUUCUGUUAUAUGGAAAACUAAAAGCACAGAAUGAUGGGAAUAAGAGUAUAAUGUUAUUAAUAUUAUUAUUAGUAUUUUUCUAAGCAUUCUGUGUUGCUUUAGAUAUCAGUGACAGAACAUGGUUUGGAAAUUCUUUGCUUCUUUUUUGAACACCAAGCGGUGCCUUACUGUGACAGCACUGUCACGUGAAAUAUAAGCCCUACCUUCUUACAUGUUUGGUUGGUUUAAAAAAUACACUGGUGCUCUCCAAGGGAUGAGUGUUUGUGAAUGGAUGCAGCAAGGGAUAUUUAUUUACAGCCAUGAGGAACUAAAUUUAGAAUCAUCUUCAUACUAUAUGAAUAUGUAUUUUUCAUAAAAUGGUGAUAUUUUUGCAUCUUAUAGGCACCAAAUUGUAAUGGUCACAUAUAUGUUAAAAAUUUGGUUUGAAAUUUAUCAGUAGUAUAGAAGUGGCAUGUUCCAUUAGCUGCUUUCAUAAGACAUUUUAAUAUAUAAAUUCAUCUGCUUUACAUUAUUUCUAGCAGGAAAACUCAUAAAAUCCUUCAAAAUAAAUGAUCUUAAAAAAAAAAAAUCCAAUGAUGGAACAUGGAUCUAAUAAGGCUUGAAGAUUUGUAGG